AUUAAUUAUUAUUUACUAAUAUAUAUUUUAUUUUAAUUAUUUCUCAUAUGAAAAAUAAAUUCUGAAAUAUGUAAAGUCAGUCUAGUAUUUGACAUAUGGCAAACCACUAUGAAGUGCCCAGCUGGGCUGGAAAACCUCCGGUAGGCUUGCAUUUGGACGUCCUGAAAGGCGACAAGCUGAUACAAAAGUUGAUGAUAGACGAGAAGAAAUGUUACUUAUUUGGGAGAAACUCGCAGAUGAACGAUUUUUGUAUAGAUCAUGCCUCCUGUUCCAGAGUCCACUCAGCAUUUGUAUGGCAUAAACACUUAAACAGGGCAUUUUUGGUGGACUUAGGAAGCACUCACGGAACUUAUAUUGGAACAUUACGCUUGGAAGCAUACAAACCCACACAGCUACCGAUCGAUUCUGGUUUCCACUUUGGGGCAUCUACUCGAAAUUACAUAAUAAGAGAAAGACCGCAGUCAGGAAUCAGGCCGAUUAUUGAUGAAAUUGAAAAAGCUGGGGAAGAAUCAGAAGGAGGUUUGCUUGGAUUACCAGAAACAGAGACGGAAUUAGAUAAUCUGACCGAAUUCAAUACAGCUCAUAACAGACGAAUAUCAAUGCUGGGUAUCAGUGACGAUGCAGACAAACGGACAACCAGCAGGAAACGUAAGCGACAAUAUGUUUCAUUUAACGAAGACGAGGAAGUUAUCAACCCAGAAGAUAUCGAUCCCAGCAUAGGUAGGUUCAGAAAUCUCGUGCAGACCACAAUAGUGCCAACUUCCAAGCGAGCCAAAAUAGCAGAUGCCAUGGGCAUACCGACUACAGAGUUUCGAAUACCGAAAGCCUUGCACCAUCCGCACGUGUCGACUCCGGACUUGUACAAUGACUUGCCUCCAGAGUCUCACGGGUCAGGAACGAGUAAUAUGGGCCUGUACAGCUCGCUGAGUUCGAGGCUGGGUAUGGCGUUACCUAACCCGGCUCCUGAAGUUGAUAUAGGCCAGACCUUCACCAGUCCAACUCCCUUUGUUCCCCAACAGGUUUCUACGCAAGAUUCCUUGGAACCGAAGAAGAAAAAGUACGCCAAAGAGGCCUGGCCCGGGAAAAAGCCCAUUCAAACGCUAUUGGUUUAAUAAUCAAAAUGAGUGUGUAAGGUCGAAUCAAGUUUUUGUUGAGUUUGAUUUUGUACAUUUAGGUACUUUUUGCCUUGUGGUUCAUUGAGGGUACAACAGAUGUUUUUCAAAAUGUCGGAAAAGUGUUUCCCAAAUUUCACCUUGAUCUUCUGUCAGUUCUGAGCAAUUGAUUUAUUAGUUUUCUUUUUUGGUGGCUUGAAGUAGUCCUUUCUCAAAUUGAUUCAUGUAGAAUUCUGCCUUGGCCAUUUUUAUAGACUUUUUAACGUCUUUAUUGCUCUCAUUAUAUUUCAAA
Messenger RNA from Leptinotarsa decemlineata (Colorado potato beetle), 1404 nucleotides. It is a transcript of the gene NiPp1, whose product is annotated as Nuclear inhibitor of Protein phosphatase 1. Gene Ontology annotation, molecular function: protein binding. The record is from RefSeq and is a predicted model, not a curated record. Lineage: Eukaryota; Metazoa; Arthropoda; Insecta; Coleoptera; Chrysomelidae.